AUGAUUCGAACCAGUCUUACUCGCCAGUUCUCUCCCCCCAAACCCAAAACCAAAACCAACUCCACCCCGAAACCCACCACUGCAGUUGCUGGAAUUUCGGGACCUGCUUCCCCGGCGCCGGCCCCUGAACUAAUGUCCACCGGCCUGCCGGGCUGGCCUUGGCUGGGAUCCAGUUCUAGCGCGCUCAUUGUCCCGACAACUCCCUCGCGCAGCGCGACGGGGCCAGAGCCUAGCCUGGCAAACGGCAGUCACGGCAGUCUUAUCCAGUGA
This is a messenger RNA of Penicillium subrubescens, 270 nucleotides long. RefSeq lists its product as uncharacterized. The coding region runs from base 1 to 270 and encodes 89 amino acids. The record is from RefSeq and is a predicted model, not a curated record. Lineage: Eukaryota; Fungi; Ascomycota; Eurotiomycetes; Eurotiales; Aspergillaceae. The transcript has a single exon.